UCUUCACCGCUCCAUUCUCCCGGAUCCCCUCCCGGACCCCUCCGCGCCCCGAGUGGCCGGCCCGCCGCGCGACCCCUCUCCAACUUCUGCCUGCAGUUUGCAGAAGGGAGCGAGCCCGUCGAACGCCGAAGACCGUGCGCGCUGACGUCACGGGUCGAGGCGCCGCGAGAGGGGCCCGUGAGGGGGCGUGGCCUGUAGGCGGAUAUAAAAGGGUGGCCGUGCGCGCGCGGCCGGCUUACUGCGGCCGGUCACUGGGAGGGGUGGAGCUGCUGUACGGUUUGCGGCGGACGUCGGAGGCUGCGAGAAGCAGAGCGGGGCCGCCGGGGCCUCGUUAGGGCCGCAGCGACAGCAGUUGGGCCCCCCGCCCCGGCAGGCGGCCGGAGAGCGCGAGAAGGGGGUCGGGGGGACCCGCCCCCGGCCGGCUGCAGUCAUGAACUCCAACGUGGAGAACCUGCCCCCCCACAUCAUCCGCCUGGUGUACAAGGAGGUGACGACGCUGACCGCUGACCCACCUGACGGCAUCAAGGUCUUUCCCAACGAGGAGGACCUUACCGACCUGCAGGUCACCAUUGAGGGCCCUGAGGGGACCCCGUACGCAGGAGGCCUCUUCCGCAUGAAACUCCUGCUGGGGAAGGACUUUCCGGCCUCCCCGCCCAAGGGCUACUUCCUGACGAAGAUCUUCCACCCGAAUGUGGGCGCCAAUGGCGAGAUCUGCGUCAAUGUGCUCAAGAGGGACUGGACCGCUGAGCUGGGCAUCCGGCACGUGCUUCUGACCAUCAAGUGCCUGCUGAUCCACCCCAACCCCGAGUCGGCCCUCAACGAGGAGGCGGGCCGCCUGCUACUGGAGAACUACGAGGAGUACGCAGCCCGCGCGCGCCUGCUCACUGAGAUCCACGGCGGCGCCGGCGGGCCCAGUGGCGGGAGGCCCGAGCCCGGCCGGGCCACUGCCAGCGGGGCGGCGGCCUCCACUGCUGACCCCACAGCCCCCGGGGGCCCAGCAGGGGCUGAGGGGCCCAUGGCCAAGAAGCAUGCGGGCGAGCGCGACAAGAAGCUGGCAGCCAAGAAAAAGACGGACAAGAAGCGGGCACUGCGGCGCCUGUAGUGGGCUCUCUCCCCUCCCUUCUUACCUGACCCAACUCUGUCUCUAAGUUAUUUAAAUUAUGGCUGGGGUGGGGGAGGGCACGAGGGCACUGGGACCUGGAUUUGUUUUUCUAAAUAAAGUUGGAAAAGCA
Molecule: messenger RNA, 1232 nt
Organism: Bubalus bubalis (water buffalo)
Lineage: Eukaryota; Metazoa; Chordata; Mammalia; Artiodactyla; Bovidae
Gene: UBE2S
Product: ubiquitin conjugating enzyme E2 S
Exons: 4
Coding region: 431-1102 (223 amino acids)
Source: RefSeq, a predicted model, not a curated record